CAAAGGGGGAGGGACUGAGAAAGAGAAAGGAAAAAAAUAUAAAGAGUACGAUUCGUAUUUUAGAAAGCUUUGUUCUCCCACCACGACUGUGUUUCAAAGGCCGCACAUAUGAUGAGUUGGGUUUUCUUUUCCAAGAGAUCAUUAACCCUUUCACCUGAGUAGAGAGGGAGCGUGAAUCAACAUGGCGUCCGAGGAUGAGGAGGUUGGGUGGGUCCUGGAUGGCAUUGUCAACCUCCUGAGGGGCCCCGUGUGGAGCGUGCCCAUCCUUACCUUCAUUGAGCAUAAGUCUGUCACAUUCGAACCCAGCCCGGAGGAUGAAGAGGGAGAGGUGGAGGAGCCGCCUGAGGAUGGGGAGAGGGGAGAGGACCACAAGGCGCUGCACCAGGAGUACAAGGCCCUAGUGGAUUACCUGCUCAAGUCUUUUAUGGAUGACCUCCAGGUGACGUCCGACCAGCUGGAGAAGGCGUGUGGGAUGGCAGCCAUAUCCACGCCCUUUCAUAGAAGUCUGUUCGAGCAAGUGUGGGCUGCAGAUGACUACAAAACGUUCUGCACCAUGAUGACUCAGAAGAACAUAGAGCUCCAGCUGCAGGCCUUAGAGAUGCUGCAGUACAAGUAUGGUAUAGUGCCGGACAGCUACAAGAAGGGGGAGCAGGGGGAGGAGGUGGAGGACGACCCGGAGAAGAAGGAGAGGGAGAUACUGGAGGAGGUGUACAGGGUCUCGAGGGAGGAACAUGCUAUGAUGAAACAAGCCAUGGACAAGGAGAGUCGUGACCUGGAAGAGGCCAUUGCGAGGUCAACUCAGGAUAAGGCCAAUCUAGGUCAGGUCAUCAAGCUCCCCAAGCAGGAGGAGGCAAAGGUGCUGAUGAAGGAGGCGAAGAAGGAGGUGAAAAAGAAGGAAGAGUUUUCGAAGGCUACUGUUUUGCCUCCUAUUGCUAGUAAGGGCACCAUUGACCCCGAGGACCUGAGGAAGAGGCAGGAGUACCUCAAGGCCCAGCGGGACAAGCUGCUGCACAUGAAACAGAGGGAACGAGAGAAGCAGCUGCAGGACUUUGAGGAGGAGAGCAAGAGGCCACAGUCCGCCACAGCUGCUAGGAAGGCCCUGCACGGCUCCCAACUGGACCCUAAGACCCUGGCGGUGCGACGUGCCCUGGCCCAGCGUCUGAAGGCAGAGGUGAUCAGGGAUGUGUGAACCAAAGAGAGAGAGAGAGAGGAGUAGAUAGAUAGAUGAGAGAGAGAGAGAGAGAGAGAGAGAGAGAGAGAGAGAGAGAGAGAGAGAGAGAGAGAGAGAGAGAGAGAGAGAGAGAGAGAGAGAGAG
Messenger RNA from Scylla paramamosain (green mud crab), 1315 nucleotides. Its product is annotated as cilia- and flagella-associated protein 36-like. The record is from RefSeq and is a predicted model, not a curated record. Gene Ontology annotation, cellular component: ciliary base; axoneme. NCBI's taxonomy places the organism in Eukaryota, Metazoa, Arthropoda, Malacostraca, Decapoda, Portunidae. The coding region runs from base 182 to 1189 and encodes 335 amino acids. The transcript has 7 exons.